CUGACGAGGAACACCAGCAAAAUGUGGCGGCAGCAGCAGCAGUGGUCAGGCCUCGACCCCUCGCUGAAGAGCGGGGAGAUGGGAUGCCACGGCGCCGGAGGAACAUGGGAAACCGGAUGAUGGCCCAGAGGAGAGCGCAGCAGGCGGAAGACUGGGUGGAAGAGGAAGAUGAUGCUGAGGAGGUGCCAGAAUUUCAGGUGUCUGGGAAAAUUGGAGCAAAGAAGCAGAGGAAAUUAGAAGAGAAGCAAGCUAGAAAAGCACAGAGAGAGGCUGAAGAAGCAGAGCGAGAAGAACGGAAAAAACUUGAGUCAAAAAGAGAGGAGGAAAGGCGGAAAGAAGAGGAGAGAAUACGUCUCGAGGAAGAACGACAGGAAGAGGAAAAAAGGAAGGCAAAGGAAGAAGAGGAGAAGAGAGAGUAUGAAGAAUACUUGAAGCUGAAGGAGAGUUUUGUAGUUGAAGAGGAAGGAGUUGAAGAAUCAAUGACAGAGGAAGAGUCCCGCAGCUUUCUAAUGGAAUUUCUGGAAUAUGUUAAGAAAACAAAGGUAAUCCAGCUGGAGGACUUGGCUUCACAUUUGGGUUUAAGAACACAAGAUGCAAUUAACAGAAUCCAGGACCUGAUGGCAGAUGGCACUCUAACAGGUGUGAUUGAUGACAGAGGAAAGUUCAUCUACAUCACUCCAGAGGAGAUGGCUGCCGUGGCUCAGUACAUCAAACAGAGAGGACGAGUCUCCAUCGCAGAGCUGGCCCAAGCAAGCAAUUCCCUCAUCAACCUCCAACCUGACAGCCGAGCUGUUGCUCCAACUGUGGCAUGAAAUUGCGGUGUGUGAAAAAUACAGCAGGAGUUUAAUCUUUGUUUGAAUAAACCGCAUAAUUAAAACCAAACAAGAACCCUUUUAGUCCAUAUCCGAUGCUUGAAGAUAGGAUGCUCUUUUUAAGCAUCACCUG
Balearica regulorum gibbericeps (East African grey crowned-crane) is the source of this 945-nucleotide messenger RNA. The record is from RefSeq and is a predicted model, not a curated record. Lineage: Eukaryota; Metazoa; Chordata; Aves; Gruiformes; Gruidae.